AUGCCUGAAGUCAAGCGCGUCGUCCGUCUCGUCACGGAGCAGCAUAUCAUUGACAAGCCUUCCGAGGUCGAGGGUUUUCCCCAACGUUCGUGGUCGAUCGAGGUUUACGUGGUCAACGACAAGGGAGAGCAGAUUCCCGCCAGCAUCUUUGACAAGGUCACAUACCACCUGCACCCCAGUUUCGGCUCUCGGGCCACACAAACUUUCAAGAACCCUCCGUUCCGUAUUCAGGAGGAGGGAUGGGGUGAGUUUGACAUGCAGAUUGAGCUCACAGCCGACAAAUCUCACUUUGUCAACCAUGACCUCAACUUCCUGCAAGAGCGAUAUGAGUCCAAGCACACCAUUACUUUCAAGAACCCCAAGCCUGCUUUCCUAGCAGCUCUGCGUGAGUCGGGCCCUGUCCCGGGUGACGACAGCGGAAUCAAGAAGCGUGGUGCAGUGGGCGAAGAGAGUGCAAAGAAGAAGAAGCGCACUGAGAAGAACGUGGACAUGGAUAAGCUCGCAGAAGGACUUCAGAAAUUGGGCGAAGAUGACCUUUUGCAAGUUGUGCAAAUGGUGCAUGACAACAAGUCAUCGGAUUCCUACACCAAGAAUGACGUCGAUCUGGGUGAGUUCCACGUGGAUCUUUACACCCUGCCAGAUACCCUGAUCAAAAUGCUUUGGGAUUUCACCUCGGAGCGUGGGGCACUGUAA
Penicillium odoratum is the source of this 693-nucleotide messenger RNA. RefSeq names its product putative transcription initiation factor subunit (TAF30). Gene Ontology annotation, cellular component: NuA4 histone acetyltransferase complex; Swr1 complex. Gene Ontology annotation, molecular function: histone binding. NCBI's taxonomy places the organism in Eukaryota, Fungi, Ascomycota, Eurotiomycetes, Eurotiales, Aspergillaceae. The record is from RefSeq and is a predicted model, not a curated record. The transcript has 7 exons. Gene Ontology annotation, biological process: chromatin remodeling; regulation of transcription by RNA polymerase II. The coding region runs from base 1 to 693 and encodes 230 amino acids.